Messenger RNA from Castor canadensis (American beaver), 6268 nucleotides. Lineage: Eukaryota; Metazoa; Chordata; Mammalia; Rodentia; Castoridae. The record is from RefSeq and is a predicted model, not a curated record.
UGUAGGUAUCUUCUGUUCUGUCUUAUAAUUUAAUAGGCUCAGAAGUUAAGUAGUUUAAGUAACUAGUAAAUGGCAGAAUAGGGUUUCUUUUUGGGUUCAUAUUAGUAGUUUGUGUGCAAGAAUUAGUUGCAAGGCUAGUUAUAAAAAUGUUCUUCUGAUUCUGGUUCUCUGUCGAGUGGCACCUAGGAUCUUAGCUUUCAGGAGAUCAAGUGAGGAUGUAGUUCAGUGGUAUAAGCCUUUGAUAUUCCUAGUACACAAAAACACAGGCACUGAAGAUGGUUCACAUGGAGAGAUUAAUACCCACUUGGGGAGAAUUUUUACAUUUGCUUAUUUUAAUGCGUGAAUUCGAGGAAAGGAAAUUUAAAUCUUUGUUGAAGUUGUGCUGAUAAUUAGAUCAUUGGGAUCAAGCAUAAAGGAAUCGAGUGAACAAAUUGCUUUGUUCACAGGGGAGGAGGUGGUGAGGGAAAGAUUUGAAAUGUUAAGGUGAGUGGGAUUUUACAGCUGCAUAGUGAGAUUUGUAAGGUAUGGUAAGUUUCUGCAACUGAAGGAAAGACUUAAGCAUUAGCCUCUUUGAAAAUGUUCUGGAAUUUUCAAAGAAAGGAUGGUUGCUUAUGGGAAAGAGAACUGAAUGGGUGACCAGGUUGAUUUGGGAGGGAAAGGAGAACUCACUGCUUUUUAAAAAAUUGUUUAAAUCAAUAGAAAAGAUAAAGCAGUGAUUAAACUGGGUUAUAUUGUUGGAAGGCUUUCACACAGGGUCUUGCUGUGUAGCCUUGGCUGGCUUGAAAAUCUGGGUCUUUCUGGGAUUACCAUGUGCAGCUUGCCAUCACUUUUACCUUUAUUUUAAAAGUCAGACUAACUCAGUCACUUAAAACUCUUACUCUUGAGGAGUAUUUAAACUAGAUUUAGAAGUGGGCAUUUUCCCCUUUUAAAAGAUGGUUUAAUGUGUUCAGAUUUAGACAAUAUAUAACAUUUGGUCCUAAGAAGUAGAUUUUUUGGUUAGAGGGCUUUGAAUUCACUGCCUUUUCCCUACCCCAAAAUAGGAAGUUUGUACACCAUUGUAUUGGGAAUAUUGUUGCAUGAGUCACUUUAAACCUUAUUUUUCCUAUUGUAACACUUCUGAGAGGUGUUUCUAGGUACUUCUUGAGAAGAGUAUGUUUUGAUUGACUGCUUUAUGUGCUUGUUUAUUUUUAUAGCAUUUAAAUCAAAGGAUAUUGAAAUGGAUUGGGUUAUGAAACAUAAUGGUCCAAAUGACGCUAGUGAUGGGACAGUACGACUUCGUGGACUGCCAUUUGGUUGCAGCAAAGAGGAAAUAGUUCAGUUCUUUCAAGGGUUGGAAAUCGUGCCAAAUGGGAUAACAUUGACGAUGGACUACCAGGGGAGAAGCACAGGGGAGGCCUUCGUGCAGUUUGCUUCAAAGGAGAUAGCAGAAAAUGCUCUGGGGAAACACAAGGAAAGAAUAGGGCACAGGUAUAUUGAGAUCUUCAGAAGUAGCAGGAGUGAAAUCAAAGGAUUUUAUGAUCCACCAAGAAGAUUGCUGGGACAGCGACCAGGACCAUAUGAUAGACCGAUAGGAGGAAGAGGGGGUUAUUAUGGAGCUGGGCGUGGAAGUAUGUAUGACAGAAUGCGACGAGGAGGUGAUGGAUAUGAUGGUGGCUAUGGAGGUUUUGAUGACUAUGGUGGCUAUAAUAAUUAUGGCUAUGGAAAUGAUGGCUUUGAUGACAGAAUGAGAGAUGGAAGAGGUAUGGGAGGACAUGGCUAUGGUGGAGCUGGUGAUGCGAGUUCAGGUUUUCAUGGUGGUCAUUUUGUACAUAUGAGAGGGUUGCCUUUUCGUGCAACUGAAAAUGAUAUUGCAAACUUUUUCUCACCACUAAAUCCAAUACGGGUUCAUAUUGAUAUUGGAGCUGAUGGCAGAGCAACAGGAGAAGCAGAUGUAGAGUUUGUGACACAUGAAGAUGCAGUAGCUGCCAUGUCUAAGGAUAAAAAUAACAUGCAACAUCGAUACAUUGAACUCUUCUUGAAUUCUACUCCUGGAGGUGGUUCUGGAAUGGGAGGAUCUGGAAUGGGAGGCUAUGGCAGAGAUGGAAUGGAUAAUCAGGGAGGAUAUGGAUCUGUUGGAAGAAUGGGGAUGGGGAACAAUUACAGUGGAGGAUAUGGUACUCCUGAUGGCUUGGGUGGUUAUGGCCGCGGUGGUGGAGGCAGUGGAGGUUACUAUGGGCAAGGUGGCAUGAGUGGAGGCGGAUGGCGCGGGAUGUACUAAAAGCAAAACCACCAACACACAAGUCCUAACAACAGCAUCUGGUCUACUAGACUUUCUUACAGAUUUAAUUUCUUUUGUAUUUUAAGAACUUUAUAAUGACUGAAGGAAUGUGUUUUCAAACUAUUAUUUGGUAAAGCAACAGAUUGUGAUGGGAAAAUCUGUUUUCUGUAGGUUUUAUUUGUUGCAUACUUUGACUUAAAAAUAAAUUUUUAUAUUCAAACCACUGUUGUUGAUACUUUUUAUAUAUAGUUACUGCAGAAGAUGUACUGCCUUCAUAAGAUUUGGGUUGAUGUAUUUUACUGUUAACGCUACAAAAAGUUGAGCGGUGUAAUGUUAAAGGAUAACGGCCUGCUUAUGCAUAAACUGCAAGUCAAUAAGCAGGCAUCUGGAAGAAAGCUUGAAUAAUUAGUGCAACUCUUGUUUAAUUUCUCCUGAACAACAAUGUAAAUAUAAUGCCUGAAGAUGAAUUUUUGUGGUUUCAGGAAUAUAAAUUCAUCUAAUUCUAUAUUCUUUUUCAAAUAUAAUUUAUCAGGCAUAGCUCUGAAAUGAUCUAAGAGGUAUCUCAAUUUCUGAAUAUUCAUAAUCGUGUUAUCUGGGGAUGGGGGUGUUGAAAGUUUAAAUUCUAGCUCCUGAUUGAAUUCCCUUAGGACUUGAUCAAAUACCAAAAAUGUUUUCCAAAAAAUGAGAGUUGUACUUUAUCUCAAGAUGUCCUAGACUAGCUUAAAGUUCUCGAUGAUGACAUGAGAACUCAGGCAAGUACAUAAGUGUUUACUGUGGAGAAUGCAGUUCUCACAGAUGUAUCUUCAGUUUCAUACCCAAAAGAGCACAUGGUUUUUAAAUAACUGUAUAAACAACUACAUUUUUUAAAAUUUAAAGCAAAUCUGUGUCAUGUUCAAUUAAACCAAGAAUCCUGCAGCUGGAUUUUUGUAUGAUCUCAGCUUACAGUUUUAGUUAAAAUGUUUUAUGUAGCAAGGAAAAGGUGCUUUUUAAAUUUAUCACUUUGGUCAGUAUGGCUUUUUGUUUCCAAAUUGGCUGAUGGAUCAAAUGAAACCUGUCAAUGUGAAUUCAGUUCUGAACUUGUUACUUGUUUUGGCUAGAAAUGUUAUUCAUGUUGUAAUAAAUGUCAGUGUGGGAGAUAAUAGUAUCUUGUCUGUGCUAGAAUGCUUUCUGUUGAUUAUUGAUUACAUAAAUCAAACUGGUAGAAAGUACCAUAUAAUGUUUAAAUUGGAGAUUGAAUUUAGGUGACUACAAAGAAGUGAUUUCUGUUGUUAGAAAGAAAAGGGAAUGUUAUAGCUAAUAAAUUUGGAACCUGUUGGCCCUGUGAUAAUUUUGAGGACUGGGAAUUGAACCUAGCAUCUCUGUGCAUGGUAGGUAGGCAAGUGCUCUACUGAGCUGUGCAUGGUAGGUAGGCAAGUGCUCUACUGAGCCUACAUCCCCAGCACAAAUGUCAAAAGUACUUGUCCCAGGAUGCCCUCUGAAAAUCUUCAAUAAGUGAAAGUACAAAAUGUUAGAAAUGAACGUUGCCCUUCUAAAGCAGACUAAUCUUUCACAUCUUUAUUUUAUAAAAUUCAUAUUUUUAUUUUAAAAUAUUACAGGUUGGUUAGUAGAAUUACAAUAGCAGUUCCUUGGCACCAUGAUCAUUGUAGUGCUGGCUAGGUCAGGGAAUGACAUAGUCUAGUUUUGAAAAGUGAAAGUGGUGUAUGUAGGAUCACACUACAAAAUAUGAAGGCUUUUUUUGUUUUGUGGUGCUGGGGGUUCAAACCCAGGGCCUUAUGCAUGCAAGGCAAGCACUGUAUCAUUCAACUACAUCCCCAACCCCCAAAAGUAAGCCCAAACUAAGCAGAGCAAGUUACACUGCUGUCAUAAAAGCUGCCUCCCCAAAAACCCAAAUUGAUGGUGAUGAUAGAAGUUUGGGUGGAGGGAGGAAGUUGGUGGGAUUGGGGUAGUUUGAACUCGGGGCUUUGCCCUUGCAAACUGGGUACUCUAGCACUUAAGCCAUACCUCUAGUCCAUUUUGCUUUGGGGUUUUUUUGUUGUUGUUUUGUUUUGUUUUUGGCAAUUGUCUCAAACCUCGAUCCUCCUUAUUUUAUCAGCCUUCCAAGUAGCUAGGAUUACAGGCAUGGCACCGGCACCCGGCAUAAGUUUUGAAUGGUGAGAAAUUUAAAUGAAUGACUAAACAUCAUGGUUUAAUGAAAUGAGCCUUGGAAUUUACACAACUUAAGUAACCUUUCCAAAUUUGUUUAAACCACAUAAUAAAAAGAAUUACCUAUUUGAAAGUUUUCAUUUAUACUUAUUUGCAACAAUCAUAAAAAUGUUGAUCUAUCCCAUCAAUGCAAAAUGGUUCAAGAAUAUAAUUCAUUCUCAGUAUUUCUGUCAUUUAAGGAAGGGCAUCUAAAAAUCUAUGUCAGCUCUUACUGAAGUUGAGCUCCGAAGCUGACUGAAAAUUACAGGUUCUAGAAAAAUGUGUCUUCAAGUAAAAUACAGUUUUUUUUUUUUUCAUGCUUUGGCAAUUUAGAAAGCUAAAUAUUAAUGAGGAAAAAAUGCUGUAGAAUAAAUAUGUUAGGGGGAGGGAGGGGCAAUGUGCCUUCUAGGAGUGUGAAAUUUAUAUAUGGUGUUUUUGAAAGGCUCACAAACUUAAGUGCACAGCUGAAAAUUAGAUUAAUAAAAAAAAUAGGAUUCUGAAUCAUGAUGAAAUGAUUAUACAGAGGUAACAAUAAUUAAAUUCUUGGUACGCUACAACCAAUAUAACUAGAUUAGUGUUCAUUAAAUUUUUCUGCUUGAAAUAGUUCAGAAGCCACCAAUCUUCACCUACCGAAGACCCCUGCAGGCACAGAGGUACUGGGCAUUUGUUUUUUUUUGCAGUGCUGGGGUUCGAAGGCAGGGCCUCAUGCUUGCUAGGCAGGUGCUUUACCACUUGAGCCACUCCAGCCCAGACAUGGUAAAAUUUUACUGUGGAUAUACAUUAUCACUACAGUGUUUCUUAGAAGUUAAUCCAGUGGUAGUAGAAUAGAAACUUUUUUAACUAUUCAAUUAUUCUACACCAUCAAAGGCAAAGUUUUUAUCCCCCUUACUAUGACGCUUAAAGGAGAGAAUCUGUAUAAGCCUAUAAUUCCCUGCAGCUUGUGUAGAAAAACACUUUCCUACCCUGGGGAGGGAUUUCUAGUCUUAUUUUUUUGGUGGUACUGGAGUUUGAACUCAGGGUCUUGCACUUGCUAAGCAGGUGCUUUACUACUAGAGUCAUGCCCCCAGUCUGGGACUUGAGUUUUUGUUUUUGAAUUGGUGUCUGACCCCACUCCCUUAAAAAAAUUAGUGUCUAGGAAGGAAGACUGUUGCGUGUAACUUCCUUUCAAGAUUAGAAGGAAAAGGUUGACCCCCAAAUCAGUGUACAUUUAACCCACUCUGAAAAGUAUCUGCAAACAAAACAAUGGUUGAUUUUUAGGAAAGACCUUUAUAGCCAAUGAAAUUAUAUAGGAUAAAAUAAUUGGCCUUUUCUAUUGCAAAAAAGGGGAAAGGGAGAAAAAAGCAAAUAAAAUACAAUUAAGUUGCAAUCUUAACAGAAUGAGAAAUGUACAGGCUAGGCAUAGUGGCACAUGCCUGCUAUCCCGGCACUCACAAAGCUUGGGCAGAAGGAUCAUGAGUUCAAGGCCAACCUAGACACCUUUGUGAGACCUUCAAUGUUGUAUUGGAAUAAAAAUUCUGAGGAAUUUAUGAUGCAUUUUCAGUCUUUCUCUGAGAACUGUGAAGCUUUAAAGUGCACUAAGAAAAUGAGAGGCACCAUCAAAUGCCAACUUGACAGAAUUCAGAAAAUCUGAAGCCUUAUUUUUAAGAAGGCCUUUAUAAAAUAAGGCAAAUGUGUGUUAGCUAUGUAUGCUAUCUGGCCUUUCAGUGGAGUUAAGGUAAGGGUUCCAUGCUCUGUUGAAGAUUCUGAGUAACACUGGAAAGUAAAUGUCUGAUCAAACAUAUAAUUCCCAUGAACUGAAUAUAUAGAAGAUAAACAUACAAUACUGACUGA